AUGACUCUCUACUAUGGACUCGUAUUUGGUCUCCUCGUACUCGAGGUGGUCACAUUCCUCGUACUCAUCAUCCCGCUGCCAUUUGCAUGGAGGAGAUCCAUGUUCAAGUUCCUCGCUACCAACCCACUGGUUGCAAAGGCACAGUAUGCUCUCAAGAUCAUGUUCAUAUUCGUAGCAGUCUUGUUCGUAGACGCCGUGCAGCGAAUGUGGAAAGUCACUACCGAUGGAGAGACCAUGAGGGAUCAGGCGGGCAUGAGGGACUCCAGGACCGAAUCUAGCUUCCACGCCAAGAAGUUCUAUGCUCAGAGGAACACUUACCUCACUGGAUUCACCCUCUUCCUCAGCUUGAUCCUGUCUCGAACCUACUCCUUGAUCACCGAGCUCAUUACCACCCAGGAGGAACUUGUAGCUGCAAAGGGUGGAUCCUCUUCUGCCUCGUCGGUGUCCAAGGGCGGCGCCUCUUCCUCGGAAGCAGAGAAGCUCAAGGUGCAGCUGGACAACCUCAAGAAGCAGACGGCUCAGCAGCAGACCGAGUACAACCGUCUGGCCGAUGAGCUGGCUGCUGCCAAGGGCCAGUCGCAGAGUUCUAGGAGCGAUUAA
This is a messenger RNA of Microstroma glucosiphilum, 600 nucleotides long. Its product is annotated as B-cell receptor-associated 31-like protein. The transcript is spliced from 4 exons. Gene Ontology annotation, cellular component: endoplasmic reticulum membrane; endoplasmic reticulum. Lineage: Eukaryota; Fungi; Basidiomycota; Exobasidiomycetes; Microstromatales; Microstromataceae. The record is from RefSeq and is a predicted model, not a curated record. Gene Ontology annotation, biological process: intracellular protein transport; endoplasmic reticulum to Golgi vesicle-mediated transport. The coding region runs from base 1 to 600 and encodes 199 amino acids.